GGCAAGGUUUCUGAGUCUCCUUCAAUAAAACCAAGUUAAUUAGUCGAGGGGUUACUGUAUAUAUAUAUAUUCCGAUCAUCUUCUCCAUUUCCGGCGAGAGCUGAGUGAAAUUCGAGAGACUUCCAGUUAUGGAAAGCAGACUCUCCGCCGCUCUUGGCCUUCCCCCGCCGGAUCCGGUUUGUUAUCCUUCUCUUUUCGAAUUCCCCACUCUUUUCUCCAACUUUGAUUCAUUACUCGCCGGUAAUAAAGUCCCCAAGGAUCGGAAUCACUUCCAGUAUCCUCCUCUUCCGUUUUCUUCAUUGUCCUUAUCCACCGAACAGCAAGUUUUCACCCCCAAAUCCUCCAACUGGCUGAAACCUCCCUCUAAAAACUCCCCCAAAAUUCAAUCCCUUAUCAAGAAUUUAUCCGUCCUCGAACGGGCAGUCGUCGGCGCCGCGGGUGGUGCCAUGGCUGGUGCCUUCACUUACGUUUGUCUCCUUCCGCUCGAUACCAUCAAAACCAGGCUCCAAGCAAAAGGGGCUUCGGAGAUUUACAAGGGUACAUUCGAUGCCAUUGUUAAGACCUUCCAAUCCAGAGGGAUUCUAGGGUUUUACAGAGGCGUUUCUGCUGUAAUUGUCGGCUCUGCAGCUUCUUCAGCCGUUUAUUUUGGAACAUGCGAGUUUGGUAAGUCGAUUCUGUCGAAAUUUGAUUGCCCUUCUCUGCUUAUUCCUCCAACUGCUGGGGCUAUGGGGAAUAUUAUCUCCUCGGCUAUAAUGGUGCCGAAGGAGUUAAUUACUCAGAGAAUGCAGGUUGGGGUUAAAGGGAGGUCUUGGGAGGUUUUGAUUCAGAUUCUUGAGAAAGAUGGUAUAAUGGGGCUUUAUGCUGGUUAUUUUGCAACGUUGUUAAGGAAUUUACCUGCUGGGGUUUUGAGUUACUCUUCAUUUGAGUAUUUGAAAGCUGCUGUUCUUAGCAAAACGAAGAGUAACAAUCUGGAACCGCUUCAGAGUGUUUGUUGUGGAGCAUUGGCUGGUGCUAUAUCGGCCACUCUUACAACACCUCUUGAUGUUGUCAAGACAAGGUUGAUGACUCAAGUUCAUGGGGAGGCUGCAAACAUGUACAGUGGGGUGUCGGCUACGAUCAAGCAAAUAUUGCAGGAAGAGGGGUGGAUUGGAUUAACCCGUGGAAUGGGUCCUAGAGUUCUUCACAGUGCUUGCUUUGCAGCUAUCGGUUACUUUGCUUUCGAGACGGCAAAACUUGCAAUUUUGCAUCGAUAUCUAAUGCAGAAGGAGGCUUCAGAAUUGGCUUCUGCUUCAACUUGAUUAGCAUUGUAGCUCAGAUAUGAACUUUUGAAGCCCUUCAGAAGAGUUGAGACCACUAAGAAAACUUCGAAUCAACUUCUCGAAGGCAGCUGCGUGAGGUAGGCGAUAGGCGUUUUUAAGAGGCUUACUAUCUAUUACGAUGAGUUCUCCCAUGUGUAUGAUGAAGUGAUGUUUCUUUUUCAAUGUUGGCUUAAUUCUUACCUAUUAUAACAUGGAAUCUUGGCAGAUAAUAAGUACUUUUUGUGUAUUCAUUUGGUAGGAAGCUGAUGAAUUGAUCAUAUAAAGGACAGUUUGGUUUAUGUUAUGUUGAAUAAGAGUAUAUCGUUCUGUCU
Messenger RNA from Cucurbita maxima (winter squash), 1630 nucleotides. Its product is annotated as protein MITOFERRINLIKE 1, chloroplastic. The transcript has 2 exons. Bases 129 to 1298 code for a protein of 389 amino acids. Gene Ontology annotation, cellular component: mitochondrial inner membrane. NCBI's taxonomy places the organism in Eukaryota, Viridiplantae, Streptophyta, Magnoliopsida, Cucurbitales, Cucurbitaceae. The record is from RefSeq and is a predicted model, not a curated record. Gene Ontology annotation, molecular function: S-adenosyl-L-methionine transmembrane transporter activity.